This is a messenger RNA of Diachasma alloeum, 1865 nucleotides long. RefSeq lists its product as uncharacterized. The record is from RefSeq and is a predicted model, not a curated record. Lineage: Eukaryota; Metazoa; Arthropoda; Insecta; Hymenoptera; Braconidae. Bases 79 to 1815 code for a protein of 578 amino acids. The transcript has 7 exons.
UCACAAUCGGAACAGUUUCUCAGCGAAUACUGAUUAUUACCGGCAGCGCUUGAGUAGCUCAUAUAUUUAUCUAGCAUCAUGAAAACUAUUCCGAUUAUUGUUUUGUGCAUUAUUGGUGGCGUUGCUCUUGUCCAAGCAUCAUCACCAUUGACGGCAUAUGCUCUUCCAAUAGCUUAUGCUAAAAUGGAAACUGGUGCUCCCAUUGGUCCUGACGGACGCGUUGUUGAUACUCCUGAAGUAUCGCUUGCUAAGGCUGAACAUGCUGCAGCUCAUCUUAAUGAGAAACUGAAAAAUAGUUCUCCAGCAAUUAUUGCAGCCUACGUUAGUCCAGCGAUAGUUUCCCCACUGUCAGUCAUCACUAAAGCCCAGUCUGGUGCACCGAUUGGCCUUGAUGGUAGGGUUGUUGACACCGCCGAGGUUGCCCUUGCAAAAGCCGAACAUGCUGCUGCUCACAUCAAUGCUAAAUACAAUGCAAACUACCUUUACCUGCCAUCGCCAUCAAUUAUUUUUGUUCUUGUGACAAUGGCCGUCGCUUGCCAAGCUCAGUAUCCGGGAUAUGGUGGUGAAUAUCAUCAUCAAGCAAAAUUCGAACCCCCAGCGCCAGUGGGACCUGAUGGAAAUGUCAUCGACACUCCAGAAGUUCAGCAUGCAAAAGCCGCACACUUUGCUGAAUUUAGCCGAGCCGCACAGCGUGCCGCUCAGCAAAAGGAUCAUUAUACUCCAUCAUCAUCAGGACCAUCUUAUCCCGUUCAUCAAGCGUAUUCUCAUCCUGCCCCUGCCCAUGGCCCCGUUUCACACUAUAGACCAGCACCACAGCAUUACUCACCACCAGCAGCAGCUAAUUAUCUUCAGCAACAGCAUGCACAUUAUGCCGCACCAAGCAAACAACCAUUUCAGCCUGCUCCACUUGCUGAGGAUGGAACUGUCAUCGACACUCCUGAGGUAGCCGCAUUGAAAGCCUCCCGACUCGCUGAACUUGCUGAGGCCGAGGCUAGGGCUUAUAAGAAUGCUGGCCCUCAAGAGGAGCACGGUAAAUAUCACUUUUUCAAUACGUACGGUGCUCCUCAGAACUACGCCUAUACGACACCCCAGGCGUAUUCCGGAUAUCAAUCGCAGCACCUUCUAGGAUCUUACGCCGCUUAUCUACUGGCUGGUCAUGCUGAGGCACUGAAAAACAUUGAAAAACCGUACGGCCAAGUUGCAAUUGUUUGGAAUAAGGAUGAUGCCGAUGCUAAUCACUUAGUUCUAUUGCCUAAUUCACACGUUGCCUACACAAUUGGCCAUAAAACAUCGAUGAUUCUACUAGCUACAGUCGCCACUUCCUUGGCUUCCCCCGGAUAUUUAUACGGUUAUGCACCCCUGGGACACGACGGCCGAGUUGUCGAUACUCCCGAAGUGGCGCAUGCUAAAGCCGAGCAUUUAGCGGCUCAUGCCAAGGAGGCAUCCAAACAUGCCUAUGGCUCCGGCUAUGCACCUGAAAAUUCCUAUGGUGGACAUGAUUAUCAUCACAUCAAAUACCACGGACCCCCAGCUCCUCUUGGUCAUGAUGGACGCGUGAUUGAGACCCCUGAGGUAGCUCACCUCAAGACUAUCCAUCUCCAAGCUCAUGCACAGGAGACCGCUAAAGCAGCAGGCUAUGGACACGGUUAUGAUGCCAUUGAGUAUCACUAUUCUCCAACAUACUCUUAUGGACAUCAUCAGCCUGCUCCUCUUGGACAUGAUGGACGUGUAAUUGAUACUCCCGAAGUUGCUCACGCCAAAGCAGCACAUCACGCUGCUUAUCAUGCAGCCGCUGCUCCUGUUCAUCAUUAUUGAUUAUUGAGUUAUUCCUUCUGUUUUAUCUAUUACCUAUUGUCUAAAGAUAU